UUAUUUUUGCUCUAGAGAGCAUCUGGAGAAGUGGAUAAAAAACAAAAGAUGAAAUGACCACUUGGUUGUAUGAGUGUUUGAGAACCUUUGGACUUGAACAUCACUAUGCUAGGUUCAUUUUGUUGGGUGUUUGUCAUACAGACCACCUAUUGACAUUGAAAAUUGAGGAUUAUCCUCUUCUAGGAAUUUGCUCAAUGGAAGAUAGGAUCCAACUUUUCAAAUUGGUCCAGUUCAUCAAAAAUUCUAGGCAAAAAAGUCUUCUCAACAACUAUGAAUGCGAUACUCGAGAUGACGACUUUACACCAAUUAAUGGGAAACUCAGUCAAAAUUCACGUGGAGCUCCUGAUGACAAAGUGAGACGUAAAUGUAGAUAUUCUGUGGAAAGCCCUGAUGUAUCAACUUUAAAUGUUCGCAGACGACUCAUCUUUACAGAUCAAAACCCAGACAAUAAGAGACUAUUAUCUGGUCCUGCUGUUUGUGUCAAUCAAAGUCAUGACAUAAGAGAUUGUUCAAGGAGAUCAAACAAAUCUCUGCAGCUUGAGGUUGAUGUCCGCAGGACAAACUACAAACUGAAUGAUCAUAGUUCUCUCAAUGAUUCUUGGAAUAAGGAGGGCAUAAAGCCGGAAAUAACAGGGGGAAUUUGGAAGUUUAACUGUGUUACCAUACCAACUGAGAACAGUGAGAUAUUACACACACCUGCAUAUGUGACACCACAGACGAAUGAGAAAACAUUUAAAAAUAAACGUAAAAAAGUAUUCACAAAAAAGAACAAUUUUUACUCAGAUGUGACUAAAUCAACACCUGUUCAUGGAGCAAAGAGCUACAGCGACAUUCAGCCGUGGAGUUCUCCCUGUGCUUCAAACAAAACACAAAAAGUGGGACAACAAAUAACUGUUUGUGUGAGAAAAAGACCUUUGUCAUAUGCGGAGCGCAAAGCAGGACAGGUCGAUGUGGUGACAGCAACAGAAGGACAAUGUGUGAUUGUCCAUGAAAGCAAGGAAACUGUGGAUCUUACACCCUACAUAUCACAGCACAAGUUUUAUUUUGACCAUGUUUUUGGGGAGGAAAGCUCCAACGAGGAAGUGUAUCAGAGAAUAGCGUAUCCUCUCGUGCAGCACAUGUUUAGGGGAGGAAAUGCCACAUGCUUUGCAUAUGGGCAGACAGGGUCAGGGAAGACCCACACCAUGCUGGGGUCAUCUCCUGGAACACCCGGCCUAUACACUCUAGCAGUUCAGGACAUCUUUGCUCACCUAACUACUGCACAUUCAUACCCACCUCUGCUGGUGUAUGUUAGUUUCUUUGAAAUCUAUAGUGGUCAGCUGUAUGACCUGCUGGAUCACAGAAAAAGGUUGUUUGCCAGAGAAGAUGGACAGAAAGUCGUCCAAAUUUCAGGGCUGCGAGAAAUCAGAGUGGAUUCUGUCAGCUCCCUGCUAGAGGUGGUUUCAAAGGGAACAUCACAACGGACACAAGGAGUGAGUGGUGUGAACCCCCUGUCUUCUCGUUCCCAUGCUUUACUUCAAAUUCAACUUAAAGAGCCAAACCGACAAACUGCUGGAAGGGACAAGUUGAAUUUGGAGAAUUCUGAAAUUUCCAUACUCAGGUGUGACGGCUGGUGGUACUAUAACACUUUCAUAAUGUGGUUUGUGGACCUGGCAGGAAGUGAAAGAGCAUCAGAUGCCAAAGAACGAGACAAGCGGAGACGAAUGGAGGGAGCAGAGAUCAACCAGAGUCUGUUGGCUCUCAAAGAAUGUAUUCGUUCUCUUGAUAAAAAGGCUUCCCACACACCUUUUCGACAGAGCAGAUUAACUCAGGUUCUGAAAGACUCAUUUGUUGGUGACUCAAUGACAUGUAUGAUUGCCAACAUUUCACCUGGACACUCAGCAGCUGAGCACACACUCAACACGCUUAGAUAUGCGGAUCGGGUAAAGGAGUUAAAAAGAAAAGGAGAUGUGAUGGAAAAGAGAGGAAGGAAAACAAAAUCAUCCCAUAAACAGAACCUUGUCCACAGCAACUGCAGCACUGCGUCCAGCCCUGUAAAGGCAGAGUUGGCGAAACAAAGUCCACCAGUUUGUUCCUAUCCAUCUACAAGUAGAUUACACCCAGGGGGUGCACCUCUCCACUCAACACCAAAGAACAAUAGAUGUGAAGAGAAAGGACAGGCAAAGGAAGAGCAAAGGUUUGGAUUUCAUCAUGUCAGAGGACGGUUGGGACUCGAAAUGAAGCAUCAGUAUAAAAGUGCAGAUGAAGAAGAAGGAACCGGAAUAAAAGAUAAAAGUGCUGACAGCUGUUUGGUUAGGGACAAUACCAAUGGAUCAGUUAUGGUGUUAAGACGACAAACAGAAGAGAACCAACAUGUGGGGGAAGCAAGUUGUACAGCUUGCUCUAAAGAUGAACUUGGAUUCCACAACAGAGACAAAAAAGAGAGCCACCCGUGGACUACACAAGGUAGAGAAGAAGAGGAAAUACAAUGGAUGUCUCCAAGAAUACAAUGGGAAAGGAGUCCACAGAUUGUGUCUGUGCUACAAACUCCAAACGAAAGAGACCUGCAGAGGCCUGAUGAUGAGAAAAAGAUGCACUUAAGACAGUAUCAUCAGCAGCUGCAACAGUUUGUGCCCUCAUCUGUCCAGUUCUUAUCAUCCUCCAUGUGCCCAAACAUUACUUCUAUACCAGACUCACCAUGUUCCUCAGUUGAGACUUCCGUAAAACAUGAAAUCUGUACAAACCCCAAUAACAGGAAUGAUGUGGACAGGAGGUGGGGAGGUGAUGAACACUGGGGGGCAGCUUUGGAAAGAAUAAAUACAAAACAAUACCUGUUUGAAAAGGAAAAAGGAAGUAUGACUGGUUUAACACAAGAAGCAAGAAUAAGGAAGGAGGACAGUAAGCCAACUGGAAUGAAAGAGGAAGAUCAGAUGUGGGUUUUGGAGGCAGUUACCAAUAGGGAGCUUCCGAAGGAAUGUGCAAAUCCAACAAGUGAGGAGCCACAACGGUCUUACCACUACGACUCAGAUGAAAGAAGAAAAGUUGGUGUGGAAAGACUGCACGUCUUGUGUGUUCCACAUAAUGCAGUGUGGAGCAACAGGCAGAGGGGAGCAGUUACCUGCUUAGAGGAUAACAGCAAGCAAACUCAGGCAGAAAAACCAUUCUCCCCAUCAAGUGAUCACACUGACACAACAAAGCUUUUAGAAUUGCAAGAUAAUGCAGAGAUGGCUCCAUUAGGUCACGACAGGGAGAAUAAACUAUGCUUUGACUCUUUCCAAAGUCGAAAACAAUGUUUGGAUAGUCAAUCAACUUCUAAAGAGGAACAGAAUGACAAUAAGACACAAAUAAAUAAAACAAAAAUAUCAGAAAACCUGUUUUUUAGGCAGAACCCACACUGUCAAAAUAAAGAUAAUAGAAAGAAAACUGUGGGAAAAGGUUUUUCACAUGCAGACGUAGAAGAGAUUUUAGGAUAUAAAGACAAAAAAUCUUGUUGGUCUCUUUUUGACCUGCCUCAAACACAAACUUUCCAUCCUACAACCUGUGAGACAGUUGCAUCUGCAGAUCAGACCGAACAACAAAACAACACUCAGAGAAAACCCUGUGGAAUCGGUUUGAACAAACCUCAACUUCCUGGGUUUAGACUGACUUCCUUUCAGCACAAAGAAUAUGGUGGGAAAAAACAAAUUGAAACAUCAACCCCUUGUCUCCAAAUACCUGUCAAGUCACCAACAAUCCAUGUAUUUCCUUUGGAGAAAUUAGACCGGGCCAAGUGGUGUGUGGCUGAAGCCCACAUGGAGCUGCUGAAAGGGAUGGGGACGUUGGGGCUUAAAGAGGAGCAACUUCUGUCCCAGCAAAGUGAUAUGGCUUUUGGGGAAUUUGUCAACAAAUUGGAGGAAAUCAUGGAGAGGAAGAUUUUUCUAUUUUGUACAUACAUCCUUUUGUAUAUACUGUAUAUGAUGACUUCGGUGGUCAGCAACCACACCCGGGGGACGCGGGAUAAGACGCUGCCCGUUGCCACACAAACAACACAACCACAGAAACAGAUACAGGCCACAGCGGAACAGAUUCGUCUAGCCCAAGUAAUCUACGACAAAAAUGACGCUGAUUUUGAAGAUAAAGUCAAACAGCUCAUUGAAGUUACUGGAAAGACUCAAGAUGAGUGCAUGGUAGCCCUUCAUGACUGCAAUGAAGAUGUAAACAGAGCCAUCAACUUUCUUCUGGAGAGCCCCUCUGACACAAACUCAUGGGAGACUGUGGGAAAGAAGCGUAGCCUUGGGAAAGAAGGAGGGACAUCAGAGAUAAAAGAGAGCCGGGAGAAGAGAGCAGAGAGGGAGGUCAGUCGUGGACGUGGGGGUUCCAACAGGAGGGGAAGAGGCAUCAGCCGAGGACGUGAAGGUCGUUCAGAGGAGAAUGGGUUUGAGGUCGCUCCUGGAGAAAGACCAUUGGACCGUGGCCGUGGAGGGAGGGGCAGAGGGGGUCGUGGCAGAGGAAGGGCUGCUGCUGGGAACAGAUUCUCUUCUCAAGGAAUGGGAACAUUCAAUCCUGCAGACUACACUGCUAACUCUGGAGCUCGCCAAGAGAAUUGGGAAGGUGAUGGCAACGAAACAGCUGAAGGAACUGGAACUUGGGGAGGCAAUCUGGAAGAUUGGACUUCAGAGGACUGGAGUGAGGAUUUGUCCGAGACCAAAGUUUUCACUGCCUCCUCUACUCCAGCCAACCACAUUACACCUGGACACAAUGCUGACCUGGCUAGCUUACUGCCUAAAACUGGCGCCCCUGCUGGAGGUUCUGUGGACUCUGACUUAGGAGUAAUAGGGGAUGGUCCUUCAGCAGAUGAUUUAGGUCAAAAUCUGGUCUUCACCAAUUCCCACCACAAUGGGCGCACUGCAACACACAGCUAUGCACACGCCACAGCCAGUAGCUACGCCCAUGCUGCCUCUGCUAGCACCACUUACGCACAUGCUGCACUGUCCUCAGUUAUAGGCUCUGGCUUUGGGUCUCUGAAUGCUACCAAGCAAACACCAACUCCUGAUGUUCGAAAACCAGAGGAACUAAAUAAGUCUCGGCUUAUUCAAAGAUCUGGUAACAUUGUGCCAACUGCAAACAACAGUCGAGUCUCUCAAGAGGCAGGGCCACCCUCAAUGCAAAAUCUUGCACCCUCAUCUUCUGCAGACAUCAAGCCUCAAAGGCUGGAAAAUGGCCCUCUUAUGUACCAAAACUUGGAAAUGAAGCUACAGCCAGAGCCUUCAGCAGUGCUCAGUCAGCUGACUCAGAGGCAGCAACCGUCCUCCCUUCUGUCCACUACAGAGUCCCUGGGCCUGUCUCAGUCACAAACACCACAGGCACCCACACCCCCUGGUCAAGAAUCCUCCAAUCUUCUCGCAAGAGACGGCGGUUCUCCAGGAGGAAAGCUUUCAGGUCUGGAGCCUUCUCUGUCUGAGCCCCCUCAGCGGCAGUUAAAGGCACAAAGACGAAGAGCGCCUCCUCCCUCUAAGAUUCCGUCAUCAGCUGUGGAGAUGCCAGGGUCAGCUGAUGUACCCGGCCUGAAUGUUCAGUUUGGAGCUCUUGACUUUGGUUCGGAGGCGGGAAGUGAGGCGACGGACAUAAAACAGAAGGAGUCACCCAGAGAACACGCUUCUGCUAUGGCUCCAACCCCCAUUUCACUUUCCACUGGAGUUCAGAGUCAACAGUCACAGAGCAGCAUAUUCUCCAAGUCAGGAGCAGUCAGUGAACACAUGAGCAGCUUACCAUCUGCUGUCUCGGAGCCCAGCUUCCCCUCUUCAUCUCUUGGCUUACCCACCGCUAGUCCCUCCCCGUCCCUUGGUCUUCCCAGCGCGGCGGUGCCGUCGUCCUCCACAGGCAGUCGCGUGGACAACAGCGCCCAAAGAUCCCUGCCACCCCACCUCAGCUAUCCCCAGAGCAAAGAUGUCCCUUCAGCUGCCAGUGCAUCUCUCACAAUGAAUGGCUUUGCUGGCAUAAAGACACAAAGCGCACAAGAAACAACUGCUUCAGUAAAAACUGAGUCUGCUGUUAUGACGAGUGAGAGUAGCUCUGGCCACCACGUCCCCUCCCCAGCAGUCACACCUUCACACUCUGCACCCAUCUCUUCAUUAAGCAGUCUUGGGAGCGGUACACACUCAACUGGACCAGCCCUUGUUGCAAAUUCUUCACUCACACAGAGUGAAGGCAGUACCAAUCUCCAUGCCUUUUCCUCAUCCUCCAGUCAAGUCAUCAAUCCAAAUGCGUCCGCUCCCCCGGUUGUCAGUAGCUCAUCUACCAAUGGCCUACACCAGUCUGGAGCACCAGGACUCUCUUCAAAUGGCACCAACUCCACCCUCCCAGCUGCAGGCAGCCGCACAGCCCCACUGCUUACCACCACUUCUGGUAAAGCUCCCCCCAACCUUGCCCAAGGUGUCCCACCUCUUCUGGCCAACCAGUACAUCAUGGGCCCUGGUGGAUUACUCCCAGCUUAUCCUCAGAUUUAUGGAUAUGAAGACUUGCAGAUGCUGCAGUCUCGCCUUCCGUUGCAGGACUACUAUGGGGUGACAUUCCCUGGCGCCGCUGCUCCAAUGCCAGGGAGAGAUGGUUUGGCAAAUAACCCAUAUUCUGGUGAGGCAACAAAGUUCGGCCGAAAUGAUUCUUCAUCCCCGGCCCCCCCAACCAGCUUGUCUACAGUGGGGGUGCAGUCACAGCCCCAGCAAACUCAGCAGACAGGCACACAAGGGCAACCUCAAACCCAGGGUCAGCAGACACAAAACCAGGCCUUCCUCAACCCGCCUCUCCCCCCUGGAUAUGGAUACCCAAGUCUCCCAUACUACGCUGGCAUGCCAGGAGUUCCCUCGGCCUUUCAGUACACUCCCGCAGUUUUUGUGCCUCCCAGUUCGGCCAAGCAGCCAACAAUGGGCUUGGCUAAUCCCACCAGUCAGUACCACCAACAGCAUCAGCCCAGCUAUGGACAGCAUGCAUACAGCACAGCCUUUGAUGACCUGUCUCAAGCCCAUGGUGGUGAAUUCAAUAAGGCAGGGUAUGGAAGUUCUGCCCAGUCACAGCCCAAGUCAGCGGGCAGCGGCCAAGGGAAAGAUGAUUCUGCAGCCAAGAGUCUUCUGGAGAUGGCACCAGGAUUGACGGGAUCAGGUACCAGUAGUGGAGUACCGGACAUGGGAGGUUCCAUCUACAGCAAAACACAGCCAUUUGACAAGCAGGGCUUCCACACAGGGACUCCACCCCCUUUCAACCUGCCUUCAGCAAUGGGAGGAACAGGGCCCAUGAAUCCUGGGGGGGCACCUGGCUAUCCUGGUCCCUUCUUGCACAUUUUGCCUCCACACCAACAACCCCACUCCCAGCUGCUGCACCAUCAUCUGACACAGGACGGACAGGGUGGUCCUGGUCAGCGCAGUCAGUCCAGUGGAAUGCAGCAGAAAACCCAAGGCAGCAAGUCCAGCUAUGGCAGCUCCCCCUACUGGGCAAACUGAGGAAUGCUUCCUAUUUGGCUCCCAAAAGGCUUCAGGCGUACCUGUGCGUGUGAAGCUGAAACAAAAACAGAUGCAUUAUCCUACAAUGGGCAACCUUGCUCCCCCCCACCACCCUAAGUCCUCAUAAGUCUUUUGGGUCCCCCUCCCUCUUCUUUUUUAAAUUGGUUGUACAUGUAAGAUAUUUAUGUAUGUAUUUAUAUAUAUAUAUAAAUAUAUAUGCUAUAUAUGUAAUAGUAGAAAAUGAAACGUGGUUGCUACAUUUUAUUUUUGAAGGAACUUUUGUUUACUUUUUCAAAACUGCAGGAAAUGAUGCUACAUUAAGACAUAAUGAGAUGACAGGAAUUAAAGUGAAUCCACAAUCAGAUUUAUCUGGAGAAAAAGGCCCCGAAAAAGGAAAAGCAGAGCUGUUAAAUGUCUAUGAGGACACUUCAGAUGGGGGUGGGGUUUAUAGCUACUUAUGCAUCUGUCUCCUUUGUUUUCCUUUUUAUACCUGACUUCUUGAAUGGCCGAGCUCUUCCCCACGAACUUUAUUUCAUAGCUUCCGUUACCAUCUCCCUGUACCUUUUUCUGGAAGCUGCCUACUAUCCUUGUGUUCCCUUUUAAAACAGACCUGCCCAUUUAAAUUUUAUAUUUUAAUUUAAUUUUAACCCACAUUUCUCUCAUAAUAAAGUUCUGAGCAGUUGGA
Messenger RNA from Oryzias melastigma (Indian medaka), 8136 nucleotides. RefSeq lists its product as uncharacterized. The coding region runs from base 54 to 7451 and encodes 2465 amino acids. Gene Ontology annotation, molecular function: microtubule motor activity; microtubule binding; ATP binding. Gene Ontology annotation, biological process: microtubule-based movement. The transcript is spliced from 44 exons. The record is from RefSeq and is a predicted model, not a curated record. Gene Ontology annotation, cellular component: cytoplasm; nucleus. NCBI's taxonomy places the organism in Eukaryota, Metazoa, Chordata, Actinopteri, Beloniformes, Adrianichthyidae.